Molecule: messenger RNA, 3745 nt
Organism: Labrus bergylta (ballan wrasse)
Lineage: Eukaryota; Metazoa; Chordata; Actinopteri; Labriformes; Labridae
Gene: soat1
Product: sterol O-acyltransferase 1
Biological process (GO): cholesterol efflux; cholesterol metabolic process
Cellular component (GO): endoplasmic reticulum membrane
Molecular function (GO): fatty-acyl-CoA binding; cholesterol binding; cholesterol O-acyltransferase activity
Source: RefSeq, a predicted model, not a curated record
UCAUCUCCCCUGUUAAUGCAAUGGGAAAGGUGAGCAGCAGCCCAGAUUGUUGCGAUUAAAAGGAUUUAAACGUCAACGUUUGAGGACGACUCAGUAAAAAAAGCGAGAAGGAUGGAGAAUGACAGCGACCCCCGGUCUCGCUGCCGAGCCUUUCCUAAGAUGCCCACCCACCCUGAUGUGGACACACCUUUGGAGGAGGAACAAAAUAAAGGGGAUCACCAGCAAAGAAAUGGGGACACCCUCAUCACCAGCAAUGGAAAAUUUGAAGUGGAACAUGUAAUCAGCAAAAAACUACAGCUGAAAAGAAAAGCAGAGUACCUGAAAAGUGACCUGAUGCGUCAGUUUGACAGUCAGGUCAAUGACUUCAUGGACAGUCUCAUCGAGGAGUCGGCCAGCCUGGAGCCAGCACCUGUACCCGCUGUCUUCUCACCUCGACUGUCAGACAAGGAGAGGAGCAAACUAAGGCAUAUCCGGCCCCCUCAUGGCCAGGGGAAGCUGUUUGUCAGUCGCAGGUCCCUCUUAGAUGAACUGUUUGAGGUGAACCACAUCCGAACCAUCUACCACAUGUUCAUCGCCCUGCUCAUUCUCUUCAUCCUCAGUACACUGGUGGUAGAUUUCAUUGAUGAAGGCAGACUUGUCUUGGACUUUGACUUGCUGGUCUAUGCAUUUGGACAGUUCCCCCUGGUGGUGUGCACGUGGAUCUGCAUGUUCCUGUCUGUGCUGAUGGUUCCCUACACCCUGUUCCACCUGUGGUCACAGACCCAGUCCGGCUCCUUCAGUCACCCUUGGUUGUACAGUUUGCUGUUUGGCUCUGUAUUCCUGCUCUACCAAGCUCUGUGUCUAGGAUUCCUGCCUACAUAUAUUGCAUUGACCAACAGUUUGCCACCUGCCUCCAGCUUCAUCGUUAUCCUGGAACAGGUGCGUCUAAUGAUGAAAACCCACUCCUUUGUCAGGGAGAACGUACCAAGAGUCCAGAGCUGGGCAAAAGACAAGACCAGCCCCAGCCCAGUGGUCCCUCAGCUGUCUCAGUAUCUCUACUUUCUGUUUGCACCCACACUCAUCUACAGAGACCAGUACCCCAGGAACCCAACGAUCCGGUGGAGCUAUGUGGCUACAAAGUUACUUCAGGUCCUGGGCAGUCUGUUUUAUGCCUAUUACGUGUUUGUGCGGCUCUGCAUCCCUCAGUUCCGUAGCAUCAGUCUGCAGCUUUUUGACCUGAGGACCAUGGUCCUCUGUGUCUUUAACUCUAUUUUGCCAGGGGUGCUGGUUCUCUUCCUGGGAUUUUUUGCCUUCCUCCACUGUUGGCUGAAUGCUUUUGCUGAGACUCGCUUUGCUGACAGAAUGUUUUAUAAGGAUUGGUGGAAUUCAACCUCUUUUGCCAAUUAUUACCGCACUUGGAAUGUAGUCGUCCAUGACUGGCUGUUCUACUAUGUGUACCGGGACUUCCUGUGGAUUUCUCAGAAGCGUUUCAGACCAGCAGCCAUCCUGUUUGUGUUUACAGUGUCUGCAGUGGUCCAUGAGUACAUUCUUGCAAUCUGCUUUGGAUUCUUCUAUCCCGUGCUUUUCUGCCUCUUUAUGUGUUUUGGAAUGAUGUUUAACUUCAUUCUGCACGACCAGAGGAAGGGUCCCAUCUGGAACAUCAUCAUGUGGACGUCCCUCUUCCUGGGUCACGGAGUCAUUAUCUGUCUGUACUCUCAGGAGUGGUAUGCCCAACGUUACUGUCCCCUGAAGGAGUCUUCGUUCUUUGAGUUACUGAAGCCUCGCUCCUGGAGCUGUCAGAGAAGCCUGAUGGCAAACUCUGACAGGCUGUGAUCUACGUUUGGACUACUGGCUAGGACAAUCACCGAUCAGUAUAAAUUUGACAAGACUUUCAGUUACCUUCAUAACAUCUGGUCUUUCAUUGAUUUAUUUUAUUGUACUGAGGCCAAACUGUUCUUUGUAAAGGCCUUACUUAACUGUUUUUAUGUUUCAAAACCUACUAAAUUACAAGUUCACAUGAAACCUCAUGUGACCUAUUUUAAUGUUUAUAUAUUAUUUAUAUUUCAGAUGUAUUCCCUUUGACUUAAUCCUUUUACAACUUUAAACCUCCUCCUUGUGCCAAUAUGAUAAUUAGAAUCAUGAUUGCAGCUGAAUACAAACAUUAACAAAUGCAGUAACAGUCAAUAUUUAACAAAUGUUGCGAUUACCAGUACUACUCUAAUGUCAAUAAUAUUCAGUAAGUUGUUUAUAAAAAAAACAUUCAAUUUUAGUUCUGUUCACUGGCAAUAAGAUUGAUUUUUAAAAAGUGGUGUAUUAUAUACAUUUGUGAGGAGCUGUGGCUUCUGCAUUAUACUGAAAAGAUCCCAGUCGACAUCUCUCGAGGAAAAUAAGGGUUGUGUAUGACGUGGUGAUAUAGUUGGAAUAUUAUUUAUAGUAAAUCUAAGACUUUGAUAGAGAGUUUUUACAGAUAAUGGUACAUUGGAACCCUUAUAUUUCCCCAGACCCAAAGUUAAUAUUUCUUUGCCUUUUAUUUCCAGAUAUAAGGCCACAUGAAUGUUGGGUCAUUACAAUUAUCCCAUCUGUAUUGUUAAGGAACAGCGCAUUUCAUUAUGCUGGUUGGAGUUAAUGACUGCUGAAUGUAUACUUCAUGAUUUGAUUUUUUUUUUUUCUGGUUGAAAUGCAUGUACCUACAUUGAAUCUGGAUGACGCUUUAAUUUGUUCAUGACCAUUUUCAAUGGUCAUUGUUUAUGUGAAGGUGACUUAAUAAUGUUGUUACUGUUGCAGCUGGCUGCUAAAUGUUGUAACAUUGACAUCAUGAUGAUACUUGAUUAGCAUUAAGGGCUACAGUCUGCACUGUGAGGGUAAAUUGAAUGAGACAGUGUUUGGUUGUUAAUAUCACACAAAAAUUCAACAGAAUGCUCAUGUUGUGUAACUAAUGGGAAAGGAAUAUAAAUGCCCAGUGUGCUUAUAGUCUCAGUGGUCUUAAAAUGUGUUAACACAUUUGCGUAUUAUUGAGGAAAUAGCUAAGCCAAUGCACAGUUAAUAUUGCCAAUUCUGAUACAUUACAAUGCUAGGAGACUGUAUUUAUUUGUGAAUGAUGAGAUGCAAAAUACAAGGUUAAAACCAGCAAUGGAAAACUGCACUUUCCAAACUGUAUGACCACAAGGUGGCACUGUAUUCAAAGGUUUUAGUUCUGAUGCUUCUUCUACUCAGAUCUGCUGCCUGGUCAGGAGAAAAUGCAACUUCCCCUGUGAGUCCCUUCCUUGCAAAUUUUAUAUUGACAAACACAAAUACCAGCAACCUACUUUUUGUUUAUUUCUAUAGAUAAUAAAUAAAUAGUGAAAAAGGCCAGAGGUAGGCUACUUGCUGUGAAAUGACUCUUAAGAAGUCUAUAUUUGGCUGAAGCCUUAAUCUGAGAUGUUGAUAGGAUUAUUAAUACGGAUAGAGAACAAAGCAGCAGACAUGCUGCGCCAUACAGAUGCGAUAUUUAUUUUUUGGAGCAUACUUUUUCCUACUUGGUCAUGGGUGUUCAUUGUGUGUGGUUUUUGUUGUUGUUUUGCCUUGACUAGCUCAGUGUCAAGUGGCAGUUUUACAGAUUUGUAUAUUUUGGGCUGUAGACACAUUUCUGAUAAAUGAUGUAAUGACACAUUAAAAUGUUUAAACUAUGAAGAAUAAAAAUUAAAAAAAGAGUUUGAAGUAUUGGUGCCCUUUUCUUUGUUUUUAUAUAUGUUCUGUAUAAAAUGGUGAAUUAAACAAUUGAAAAAUG